Callorhinchus milii (elephant shark) is the source of this 1415-nucleotide messenger RNA. RefSeq names its product distal-less homeobox 6a (gene dlx6a). The transcript is spliced from 3 exons. The record is from RefSeq and is a predicted model, not a curated record. Gene Ontology annotation, biological process: cell differentiation; embryo development; regulation of transcription by RNA polymerase II. The coding region runs from base 160 to 894 and encodes 244 amino acids. Lineage: Eukaryota; Metazoa; Chordata; Chondrichthyes; Chimaeriformes; Callorhinchidae. Gene Ontology annotation, molecular function: RNA polymerase II cis-regulatory region sequence-specific DNA binding; DNA-binding transcription factor activity, RNA polymerase II-specific.
CCCUUCCUUCCUCAUUUCCUUCCUUCCUUCCUUCCCUUCCUCCCUUCCCCAAUAACCUGGAGCGAACGCGGCCCACGCUUUCUCCUCCGAAGACUUACCCCCUCUUCAUAAAAAAAAGAGCACUUCGCCUUUAAGAGCUCCUCCAGUUGAAGUUUUAUAAUGACCAUGACUACGAUGGCUGACGGGUUGGAAGCUCCGGACUCUAAGUCUGCCUUCAUGGAGUUUGGCCAGCAGUCCCAGCAGGGCUCUCCGGCCAUGGCUCCCGGUCACUACCCGGUGCACUGCCUGCAUUCAGGAGGACACUCACAUCAGCACGACAGCUCGUACCCGGCAGCCAACACGUAUAACAGAUCCAUGCCUUAUCCCUACGUGAGUCACUCUCAUCACAGCCCUUACCUGCAGUCCUACCACAGCAACAACACUGGCAACCAGACGCGCUUAGACGAGACAGAGCCGCAGAAGACAACGGUGAUUGAAAACGGGGAGAUCCGUUUUAAUGGGAAAGGAAAAAAGAUCCGCAAACCUCGCACUAUCUAUUCAAGUCUACAGCUGCAGGCGCUAAACCACCGUUUCCAGCAGACACAGUAUCUGGCUUUGCCCGAGAGGGCUGAGCUGGCCGCCUCGCUGGGACUCACACAGACACAGGUGAAGAUCUGGUUCCAGAACAAACGCUCCAAGUUUAAGAAGUUACUAAAACAGGGAGGUAAUCCCCACGAGAGUGACCCAGUGCCUGGAUCCGCCGCUCUGUCCCCUCGUUCACCAGUCGUCCCACCCGUGUGGGAUAUCUCAGUUUCGACCAAAGGUGUUAACAUGAACCCCAACAGCUACAUGGCUGGGUAUUCUCCCUGGUACUCCUCGACUCACCAGGACACCAUGCAAAGGCAGAUGAUGUGACAAUCCGAGGCCAGAAAUUCUCAAUGGACAGACCUCAAUGGGGUGAGAGAGAACCCCAUAGUUUCACAGUGCCCACAUGCCCAGGGUGCCAUGAUGGAUGGGAGAUCCAGCAACUAUUUUAGUUACUAAGAUCCAAUGUUAAAAGAGACUGACAGUCAGCGAUAAAGGACGACCUGGCUGGUGACAAUAGGACAUUAUAAAGGAGUCGCCACAGUCUCCAUAGAUCCAUCCAAUUUCAAUGACCACAAAAUGCCAAUGCAAAGUGGAAGAUUUUAUGCUGAUUUUUUAAAACAAAAACACAACAUGGUUGGCGAUGCUAAGACGCACUGGAGUCAUAUAUAAAGACAAGCUGUAUGUAUAUAUUGUUUCAUUUUUAGUUGUAUAUAGUUUAUAUGUUUUAUGUCUCUUUCAUACUGAGUAAUAAAUCACAAAAACGCCAAAAUGUCUCGCAGUUUCCCCUGUUUAAACAUGCAUUCCUGACAAUGACAAUCACUAAUAGGACAUUUUGGCAGCGCUUAAUA